Molecule: messenger RNA, 5432 nt
Organism: Ornithorhynchus anatinus (platypus)
Lineage: Eukaryota; Metazoa; Chordata; Mammalia; Monotremata; Ornithorhynchidae
Gene: PREX2
Product: phosphatidylinositol-3,4,5-trisphosphate dependent Rac exchange factor 2
Exons: 40
Coding region: 444-5255 (1603 amino acids)
Biological process (GO): intracellular signal transduction
Molecular function (GO): guanyl-nucleotide exchange factor activity; protein binding
Source: RefSeq, a predicted model, not a curated record
UUAGGCCUGGUCCUUGGGGCCGGUACUUCAGGACCGGUACCUUAGGCCUGGUCCUUAGGACCGGUUCCUCAGGACCGGUACUUCAGGACCGGUACCUCAGGACCGUGCCUCAGGACCGGUACUUCAGGAUCGAUACCUCAGGACCGUGCCUCAGGACCGGUACCUCAGGACUGGUUCCUCAGGACCGGUACUUUAGGACCGGUAACUCAGGACCGGUCCUCAGGAUCGGUACCUCAGAACAGGUCCUUCAGGACCGGUCACUGAGGACCGGCACUUGCGGGCGGUAGGUGCGGACCGGUCCCUGCGGAGGGACGGUGCCCGCGGAGAAGUAGUCGCGGGCGGUAGGUGAGGAGCGGGAGUGGUCGUCGGUCGGUGAGAAGGGGCGUCGGCGGCCGCGCACCAUGUAAGCGUGUCGGGGGCGGCGUCGGCGUUGGGGCCGCACCAUGACGGAGGAAAGCCGCGGGGAAGGCCGCGGGGAAGGCGGCAAGGAGCUGGAGAAGCAGCUGCGGCUGCGGGUGUGCGUCCUCAGCGAGCUCCUCAAGACCGAGCGGGACUACGUGGCCACCCUCGACUUCCUCGUGUCGGCUUUCUUACACCGAAUGAUUCAGUGUGCAGCCUCAAAGGUUGACAAAAAUGUCACGGAGGAAACCGUGAAGAUGCUGUUCUCCAACAUCGAAGACAUUCUUGCGGUGCACAAGGAAUUCCUCACCAUAGUGGAGGAGUGUCUGCAUCCAGAGCCCGAAGCUCAACAAGAAGUGGGAACCUGCUUUCUGCACUUUAAAGAUAAAUUUCGUAUAUACGAUGAAUAUUGUAGUAACCAUGAGAAGGCACAAAAGCUGCUCCUCGAACUUAACAAGAUAAGAACAAUACGAACUUUUCUUCUGAAUUGCAUGCUGCUUGGGGGACGAAAGAACACAGAUGUUCCUCUGGAAGGUUAUCUGGUGACACCGAUACAGAGGAUAUGCAAGUAUCCUCUUCUUUUGAAGGAGUUGCUGAAGAGGACACCAAGGAAGCACAGUGACUAUGCGGCAUUGAUGGAAGCCCUCCAAGCCAUGAAAGCUGUCUGUUCCAACAUAAAUGAGGCCAAGAGGCAGAUGGAAAAAUUAGAGGUUUUGGAAGAAUGGCAGUCUCACAUUGAAGGCUGGGAGGGUUCUAAUAUCACCGACACCUGUACAGAAAUGCUCAUGUAUGGAGUUUUGUUGAAAAUUUCUGCGGGAAAUAUUCAAGAGCGGGUGUUCUUUCUUUUUGAUAAUCUUUUGGUGUACUGCAAAAGAAAACACAGACGAUUAAAGAACAGCAAAGCUUCCACGGAUGGACAUCGCUAUCUUUUCCGAGGGAGGAUCAAUACCGAAGUGAUGGAAGUUGAGAACGUUGACGACGGCACAGCUGACUUCCACAGCAGUGGACACAUUGUCAUUAAUGGUUGGAAAAUACAUAACACAGCAAAGAAUAAAUGGUUUGUGUGUAUGGCGAAAACCCCCGAAGACAAACAUGACUGGCUAGAAGCUAUUUUGAAGGAGAGAGAAAGGCGGAAAGGUUUAAAACUAGGCAUGGAACAAGAUACAUGGGUGAUGAUUUCUGAGCAGGGAGAGAAACUUUACAACAUGAUGUGCAGACAAGGAAAUCUGAUCAAAGACAGGAAGAGGAAGCUAACUACCUUUCCUAAAUGCUUUCUUGGAAGUGAGUUUGUAUCCUGGUUGUUGGAAAUUGGAGAGAUUCACAAACCUGAGGAAGGAGUCCAUUUGGGACAAGCAUUAUUGGAGAAUGGUAUUAUCCACCAUGUUACUGAUAAGCAUCAAUUCAAACCAGAACAGAUGUUAUAUAGAUUCCGCUACGACGAUGGAACGUUUUAUCCAAGAAAUGAGAUGCAGGAUGUGAUUUCCAAGGGUGUGAGAUUAUACUGUCGCCUUCAUAGUCUGUUUACUCCAGUGAUAAGGGAUAAAGAUUACCAUCUAAGGACCUACAAAUCUGUGGUCAUGGCUAACAAAUUAAUAGAUUGGCUAAUUGCCCAGGGGGAUUGCCGGACCAGGGAAGACGCCAUGAUCUUCAGUGUGGGACUUUGUGACAAUGGGUUUAUGCAUCACGUUCUGGAAAAGAGUGAGUUCAAAGAUGAGCCCCUACUCUUUCGCUUUUUUGCGGAUGAAGAAAUGGAAGGAUCAAAUAUGAAGCACAGACUUAUGAAGCAUGACUUAAAGGUUGUAGAAAAUGUGAUAGCUAAAUCAUUGUUGAUUAAGUCUAAUGAGGGAAGCUAUGGCUUUGGUUUAGAAGACAAAAAUAAAGUACCGAUUAUCAAAUUGGUGGAGAAAGGGUCUAAUGCCGAGAUGGCAGGCAUGGAAGUUGGGAAAAAGAUUUUUGCCAUCAACGGUGACCUAGUGUUUAUGAGACCUUUCAGCGAAGUGGAUUGCUUCUUAAAAUCAUGUUUGCACAGCAAAAAGCCUCUCAGAGUCCUAGUGAGCACGAAACCAAGGGAGACAGUGAAGAUUCCAGAUUCUGCAGAUGGUCUUGGAUUCCAGAUCCGGGGUUUUGGUCCAGCUGUAGUCCAUGCUGUUGGGAGAGGAACCGUGGCUGCCGCAGCCGGUCUUCACCCAGGACAGUGUAUAAUCAAAGUGAACGGGAUUAAUGUCAGCAAGGAAACCCAUGCCAGUGUGAUUGCCCAUGUCACAGCCUGCAGGAAAUUCAGACGUCCAAUGCAGCAAGACUCCAUUCAGUGGGUUUAUAACAGCAUUGAAAGUGCCCAAGAGGACCUUCAGAAAACUAAUUCCAAGGCUUCGGGAGAUGAUGGAGGAGAUGCUUUCGACUGCAAAGUGGAAGAAGUGAUCGACAAGUUUAACACCAUGGCUAUAAUCGAUGGGAAGAAGGAUCACGUGAGCUUGACUGUUGACAACGUUCACCUGGAGUAUGGCGUUGUGUACGAGUACGAUAGUACAGCCGGAAUAAAGUGCAACGUAGUGGAGAAGAUGGUGGAGCCAAAAGGUUUCUUCAGUUUGACUGCCAAGAUUCUUGAAGCACUGGCUAAAAGCGAUGAGCAUUUUGUGCAGAACUGCAACAGCCUAAACUCUUUAAAUGAAGUAAUCCCUCCUGACCUCCAGAGCAAAUUCACUGCCAUCUGCAGUGACAAAAUUGAGCACGUAUACAGGAGAAUAUCUAGUUAUAAAAAGUUUUCCCGUGUGCUAAAGAAUAGAGCUUGGCCCACAUUUAAGCAGGCCAAGUCCAAGAUCUCUCCAUUGCACAGCAGCGACUUUUGCCCAACGAAUUGCCAUGUCAAUAUAAUGGAAGUCUCCUAUCCCAAGACCUCGACCUCCCUAGGGAGCGCCUUUGGAGUUCAGUUGGACAGCAGGAAGCACAAUUCUCAGGAGAAGGAGAACAGAACCAGCGAGCAAGGGAAGCUAAACCCCAUGGUCUACAUUCAGCACACCAUUACGACAAUGGCCGCCCCUUCCGGACUAUCCCUGGGUCAGCAGGACGGGCACGGGCUUCGGUAUUUAUUAAAAGAAGAGGAUUUAGAAACUCAAGAUAUCUAUCAGAAAUUGUUGGGCAAACUGCAGACGGCGCUGAAGGAGGUGGAAAUGUGUGUCUGUCAAAUAGACGACCUUCUGUCUUCAAUAACAUAUUCUCCCAAAUUGGAACAUAAAACAUCUGAGUCCUUAAUCCCCACUGACAGUGACAAUGAGAAAGGAGAGAAGAAUGGUAAAAAAGUCUGUUUUAAUGUAGCUGGAGACGAGCAGGAAGAUUCAGGUCAUGACACACUCAGCAACCGCGAUUCUUACAGCGACUGCAACAGCAAUAGGAAUUCCGUCGCCUCGUUCACUAGUAUUUGCAGUAGCCAAUGCAGUUCCUACUUUCACAGUGAUGAAAUGGACUCGGGUGAUGAACUUCCCUUGAGCGUUCGCAUUUCUCAUGACAAACAGGACAAGCUACAUGGGUGCUUGGAGCAUCUUUUUAGUCAGGUGGACUCAAUUACCAAUCUCUUGAAAGGACCAGCUAUAGCUCGAGCCUUUGAACAAACCAAGUUCUUCUCACCAGGUCGAGGAUUACAAGAGUUUCAGCAGGAAAUGGAACCCAAACUAAGCUGCCCAAAAAGGUUACGACUUCACAUCAAGCAGGACCCGUGGAAUCUUCCCAGCAGCGUCCGGACUCUUGCACAGAACAUCAGAAAGUUUGUGGAAGAGGCGAAGAGUAGGAUACUUUUGGCCCUCCUUGAAUAUUCAGAUAGCGAGAUCCAGCUCAGAAGAGACAUGGUUUUCUGCCAGAGUCUAGUGGCCACAGUCUGCGCCUUUUCGGAGCAGCUUAUGGCGGCCUUAAAUCAAGUGUUUGACAACAGCAAAGAAAAUGAAAUGGAGACGCGGGAAGCGAGCAGGAGGUGGCUGGACCAAAUCGCCACCGCGGGGGUCCUGCUGCACUUUCAGUCGCUGCUGUCACCCAAUUUGACUGACGAACAAGCCAUGUUAGAAGACACCCUGGUUGCCUUGUUUGACCUGGAAAAAGUUUCUUUUUAUUUUAGACCAUCAGAACAAGAGCCAUUAGUUGCAAAUGUUCCUCUUACAUAUCAGGCGGAAGGGAGCCGUCAAGCCUUGAAAGUUUACUUCUACCUUGAUAGUUUUCAUUUUGAACAACUGCCUCAGAGAUUAAAGAAUGGAGGAGGGUUUAAAGUCCAUCCAGUUCUCUUUGCUCAAGCACUGGAGAGCAUGGAAGGAUAUUAUUACAGAGACAAUGUUUCCGUGGAAGAAUUUCAAGCCCAGAUUAAUGCUGCCUCUUUGGAAAAGGUGAAACAGUAUAAUCAGAAGCUCAGGGCGUUCUACCUGGACAAGUCAAAUUCACCUCCAAACUCCACAUCCAAAGCGGCUUAUGUAGAUAAGCUGUUACGGCCACUCAAUGCUUUGGAUGAACUCUAUCGGUUGGUGGUCUCCUUUAUCCGGUCCAAACGCACGGCCGCCUGCGCGUACACCGCUUGCAGCGCCUCAGGCGUCGGACUGCUUUCGGUGUCCUCGGAACUGUGUACCAGACUCGGAGCGUGCCACAUCAUCAUGUGCAAUAGCGGCGUCCAUCGCUGCACUCUGAGCGUUACUCUGGAGCAGGCCAUCAUUCUUGCUCGAAGCCACGGUCUGCCACCCCGGUACAUCAUGCAAGCGACAGACGUGAUGCGCAAACAGGGAGCAAGAGUCCAGAAUACGGCCAAGAAUUUGGGAGUGCGAGACCGGACCCCACAAUCUGCCCCUCGGUUAUACAAGCUGUGUCAGCCACCACCAGAAGAAUAAAGAGAUGUGCUCCAAAAAUUCAUGAAUACUUCUGGGACACUGGACUAUAAAAGAAAAUUCAAUGCUGCUUCCAGUAAAGUAUUUCUGGACUCUCAUUAAGUGCUCUACUUGGGAUAAGAGCAAAACUGCCUUCGUUUAAAUGUUUCUCAAUCAAUUCCCGCCCCCCCCCCCCCCCCC